Messenger RNA from Cokeromyces recurvatus, 2427 nucleotides. Its product is annotated as Sec23-binding domain of Sec16-domain-containing protein. Gene Ontology annotation, biological process: Golgi organization; COPII vesicle coat assembly; autophagy. The record is from RefSeq and is a predicted model, not a curated record. Gene Ontology annotation, cellular component: ER to Golgi transport vesicle membrane; endoplasmic reticulum exit site. The coding region runs from base 41 to 2359 and encodes 772 amino acids. The transcript is spliced from 4 exons. Lineage: Eukaryota; Fungi; Mucoromycota; Mucoromycetes; Mucorales; Mucoraceae.
CUGCUUUUCUUUAUCUAUUUGAAUUUAUUUUAUUUUAAUAAUGACAACACCUUAUAAUGGAACUGUAAAAAAUGAGUGGAUUCAAUUUGAUCCUAAUGUGCAUUAUUAUUAUGAUGAACAAGGUCAACUUCAAUAUUAUGAUCCUAAUUCAGCUGUAAAUUAUGGUUAUGAACAAGAAAAUCUUUAUUACAAUAACCAAAUUUAUACCCCAUCAUCUACUUUACAACAACAACAACAACAACAACAACAAAUUGUAAAUAGUUCUUAUACAGAAGCUUCUCGACAACCAACACCAGAAGAGAUAUUAUUACCUUGUCCUGAACCUACUUGUAAAGGUGAAAACAAACCAGCCUCUAAAUUCUGUGAAGAAUGUGGAAGACCGCUGAAACCAGCCUCUAGAUCGGUUACGCCUGCUGCUACUAUAAAUAAUAAUAAUAAUAAUACUAAUAAUAAUAAUCUUAUUAAUUCAUUAACAAAAUCUUUUUCAAACCAUCAAAUUCAUGACGCCCAUCAUCUUUAUCAACCUAUUCCUCCACUUCAAAGACCUCCUACUGCACCUGUUUAUUCUUCAAGUCCUUUAGAUUCAGUACAAGCUGUACCACUUUAUGAUACGCCUUCUGUAGGCAAUGCAGUCCAUUCUAGUAGUAAACAACCAUCGUUAUAUUAUAACGGUGUUCAUCAUCAAUCUAUGCAAAACUUAUAUGGACUUCAACAAGAACAUCAAGAUUAUCUAGCUACACCUAGUCAAUAUAAUCCUGUAAAUACUUAUGAACAACAACAACAACCGACUGUCGAUCCUCUUGACAGAGCAAAAGGUUGUCCUAUCGUCACCUUUGGAUUUGGUGGUAAAAUGCUCGUGACCUUUCCACGAACAGUAGCCAAUUAUUACUCUUCUACUGUAAAACCUCAGCCAGGUCCUAUUCAAAUCAAAUCCUUGAAGGACUUCAAUCUUGCUACUCACCUACAAUUCCCAGGACCUGUCUUGUUGGACAGCAAAGUAGGAACCAAACAGAAAAGGAAAGAUGUUAGUCAUUAUAUCACUCAGAUCAUAGAUGAACUUGAAAAGCAAAAAAAAUCGUCUAUGAUUGUAGUUGAUUCUGUUGAAUACCAUAGACUAGAAUCAAAGAUAUUACUAUGGCAAUUGAUGAAGGUCAUGAUCGAAAACGAUGGAUUUAUUAAUGACAAAGAUAAAAUGGAUCAAGCUCUUCUUUCAGUUAUACGUCCUAAAAUAGAUAAUGUAGAAGAAUCCUAUUUUAAUCUUCCUUCUUAUGAUAAUAGAAUUCAAAAAGAAAAUGGUGAAAAAGGAGGAGUAGCUGAGGAGGAGGAGGACUUGUCUGAAUAUAUGCUAUCUAAAAUUGAACAUUAUUUAUUGAAUGGUGACCGAGUUGGAGCUGUUAAUUAUGCAAUUCAAGAGGAUUUAUGGGCUCAUGCUUUAAUCAUUAGUAGCUGUGUUAAUAAGGAGCUUUGGCAAAAAGUAAUUAGUCAUUUUGUAGAUCGAGAAAUGAAUUCUACACCUGAAAUGCGACGUCAUAGAAAGUUUAAUAAUAUUGCUGGAAGUAAUCAAGCAUUACGCGUCAUGUAUUCCUUAUUCUCUGGUGCAGGUCCUGCAGCAAUGAAGGAAUUUAUUGUCAAUGAUGUUCAACAUGUACAUACUCCUUAUGGAUUACAAACAGUGACUCCACCCGUUGAUCCAUCACAGUUAAUUAAAUGGAGACAUACUUUAGCUAUCAUUUUAGCAAAUAGGACAGUAAGAGAUUUAGAUGCGUUGACUGCUUUAGGAGAUAUUAUGAAAGAACAAGGAUGGAUUGAAGCCGCUCAUAUUUGUUAUCUUCUUUCCCCUCAAAGCUCAAUUCAUUCUGGUUAUGAUACAGUAAACGUCAGGAUGUCAUUGAUUGGUAGUGAAAAGCCCAAUCUUGAAGCCUAUUAUUUGACCGAGAUUUUUGAAUUUGCAAAUUCAUGUCACACUUCUAAUUCUACCGUUUGUUUACCAUUUCUACAAGGAUAUAAACUGGCUCAUGCAUGGAUAUUAGCAGAUUAUGGAUAUACUGAUAUUGCACAACGAUAUUAUGAAUCUAUUGAUCAAUGUAUAAAAUCCUAUAAUAAGGGCAACCCUUAUUUACAUUCACAAUUAAUACAACAGGUAGAUGCCUUUGGUACUUAUUUAGAAAAUUCUAGAGGAAAAAAGACUGGUGUUGAUCCUACAUCAUGGCUUAAACCAAAAUUCCAAAAGAAGACUUUUUCAACACUUUGGGGAACAUUAGAGGGUAGUCUCACUAAAUUUGUGAGUGGUGAAGAAGUUCCUACAGAAGAAACUAUAUCUCCAAGAAAAUCUACUGAAAUCAUGAGUCGCUAUCCUUAAUAAUACCUUUUUUUUUUAUUCUCUUUACUCAUGUAUAAUACACGUAUAAAUUUCUUUUUAAACAAUCU